GCCGGGCCGGGCCGCGCUGGGGGAAGCACCAGAAAGGCAAGGAGGAGCCGCGCUCCUCUCCGCUCAUGUGACCGGCGGCGGUUCCCGCUCGGGGCUGCCCAGAAAUAGCUGUGGUCGCUUUUCCGCUGCCGGGGACUGGGAGCCGGGCCUGACUCCGGCCGAGGAUGCGAAGCGGCUGCUGCCCGAGCAGAUGAUGGCGAUACGCGAGCUGAAAGUGUGUCUGCUCGGAGAUACUGGGGUUGGGAAAUCUAGUAUAGUUUGUCGAUUUGUCCAGGACCAUUUUGAUCACAAUAUUAGCCCUACUAUUGGUGCAUCCUUCAUGACUAAAACUGUGCCUUGUGGGAAUGAGCUUCACAAAUUUCUCAUCUGGGAUACAGCUGGUCAGGAGCGAUUUCAUUCCUUGGCGCCAAUGUACUACCGAGGUUCAGCUGCAGCUGUUAUAGUAUAUGACAUCACCAAACAGGAUUCAUUUCAUACUUUGAAGAAGUGGGUAAAAGAAUUAAAAGAACAUGGUCCAGAAAACAUUGUAAUGGCCAUCGCUGGAAACAAAUGUGAUCUUUCUGAUAUCAGGGAGGUACCUAUGAAGGAUGCCAAAGAAUAUGCAGAAACUAUAGGUGCAAUUGUUGUUGAAACCAGUGCAAAGAAUGCAGUUAAUAUUGAGGAACUCUUUCAAGGAAUCAGUCGACAAAUCCCACCCUUGGACUCUCAUGAAAAUGGUAACAAUGGAGCAAUCAAACUUGGAAAGCAGACUACACAAAUGAAUAGGCGAUGCUGCUGACCCAACUUGUUCUGUUUUGAUAUUACUUGAAAAAAUAAUACCAUUUGCUUAUUCACUGAGCAAAGGAAGACUUCAUGAUCUCAGUGACAUGGCACCUUGUCGUGAAAGCAACAGUACUUCAUGCGAGUAAUAAUGCAAGGAUUGGGAGCAGAAAUUUUUUUUUCUUUGAAAGAAUUUGGCAAAACCUAGGUGGAAAGUCCUCCCUACCAUCCUGGCCAACAUUACAGUGUUAAAUUACUCCAAUCCUUCUUUUUUAAGCCAGUGACUGUUGAUUUUUUUUUCCAAAUAAAUGGACCUCUUCUUAUGCAAGCUUUAGAUUUGCUG
This is a messenger RNA of Gavialis gangeticus (Gharial), 1102 nucleotides long. It is a transcript of the gene RAB31, whose product is annotated as RAB31, member RAS oncogene family. The record is from RefSeq and is a predicted model, not a curated record. Bases 191 to 778 code for a protein of 195 amino acids. Lineage: Eukaryota; Metazoa; Chordata; Crocodylia; Gavialidae. Gene Ontology annotation, molecular function: GTPase activity; GTP binding. The transcript is spliced from 7 exons.